This is a messenger RNA of Pieris macdunnoughi, 813 nucleotides long. The record is from the annotation of a GenBank genome assembly. Lineage: Eukaryota; Metazoa; Arthropoda; Insecta; Lepidoptera; Pieridae.
AUGGAGGGAAACUCUAAGUUUUACGAGGGCUGCGGUCAGGAGGGCCCAAUUCGAUGUAUAUUUUUGUGUGAAUUCCAUCCAACAGCCGGGCCAAGAAUUACUUGCCAAGUCCCCGAGAACUAUAUUUCUAAAGAGAUUUUUGAUACUGUCAGUCAUUAUAUCAUACCAAAGGUGCAAUUGCAAAGAUGCACCCUCACCGUUACACUUUUGGGUUCAAAAAUCCUUGGUUUUCCAGUCAGGAUUGACAAUAAAAAGUAUGCCCGCAAUGCAUAUUACUUUAACCUGUGUUUUGUGUGUGAUGCCUGGGCCCGAACAGUGCACUUGGAACCACUUGUCAAGAAACUUACAGAAUAUUUGUUAUCAAUGGAAUUAGAAACGGAAUGGCUAUCAAAGCAAUCAUUAUCUGGAGAUGCCAAAGAGCUGAAUGGACUCAUGCGGCAGGUUAUGCAAGAUAUAAACUCUAGACGAAUGUGCACAUUAACUGUUGGAACGACGACCACUCACCUUACGGUAGUACGAGUGAACACUGAUCCAGCACCAGUAAAAGAUCACCAAGUACCCGUAUUCCUGUAUAGUCGCCAGUCUUUUGUAGCAGACCAGUGGGACCUCACGACAAACCAGCGAUUUCGACGAAACCUGGUGUUCUCUAAGACCUACAACGCACUAGCGGCUGGCCGCAAUGAGGUGUGCCGCUGCGGCAGGCCGCACAUCGAUUAUUACAUGAAACCGCAUGAUAACAACGCACUGACUUGCGGACAACCGUCAACCGCUCCGGUUGAUCUGGAGCUGCGGCGAGCCGCACCGGUUGAAUGA